AUGCCUUUGAGGGAGGCCUCCUUGGUGUACGCAGACGAGGGCGAAGCGUGUGCGGACUUGCGCCAGGGCACUGGACCUAACUCUUCUCUGCUUGCCUCGGAGAGCGGAUGGGCUGCGUCAGGGCGAGAAAGCGUUGAAGAUGGAGAGUCCCCCGCCUGCAGCUCUCCACUGUCGCGCGACUCAGAGGAGACAGAGAGGCGGAGUUCUACGGCGACGGGAGACGAGAACGGCGAGGACGGCGCCCACAGCGAGAGAGAAGCGUGUGAAGAGGGGAGAACUUUCUGUCAAGAACGCGAGACACGAGAAUGCAUCUCUCUCUUCGAGGUGGAAGUCUCUCAGCAGAUGAAUUCGGCAGCGUCAGUCCCUCCAAACUUUGCGACGUGGACAGCUGACCAGCGAGGCGACUUGGGGGGAGAUCCCCCCGGGUUCGAGGGAGAAGAUUCCAGGAGUGAUUGUGGAAGUAGUGGAGACAGUCGGAGACAGUCUCUCGUUGUCAUUCCCCUUGAUGAAGAAGAGCCACACACUGCUCCCGAGGAGCAUCGGCAGCAGGCGGAGCUGCGUUCUCGGAUUGACGUUGCCGUGAGGCCAACUCGGUCUUCCUCCCUUCCCCCGCCCGACUCGUGUCCACCUCGUGACGUUGCUCCCCCCUCGUCUGAUUCUUCACUUCCCCAGGCUCCUGAGGUCAGUCCUCCUCAGCCACGCCUUCCGUCUCUGCCGUCUGCCUGUCCUCCCCCUUUGCCGUCGGUUUCCUCCGUCCUCAGGCUCUCUCCAGGUUCCAGCCACCCUUCCGCCCCUGUUCAGGAACUGCGCUCGUCCGCAGCCGCGACAGACACUCCCGCCGAGACAGGAACGUGGAGACAGCAGCUUCGCGCCCCGUCUCCGGUGUCGUCUUCGGCGAGCUCGCCCUCCCUCCGCGCGGCGGGGUCUGCUCACCAGCUGCCUGCCGCCGUGGGGCCGAGCCCAGAUGAUGGGGAUUUUGACACUGUGAGUGAUUGGUCUAUGUGUCGUCGGCCUCUCGGGCAUCCAGCCAAGUUGUUUGUCAAUGCAGGGAUUCCUGUCUCGUUCAUCAAGGGAGGAGGCUGGGGGACGUCUUCCCCGUCUCCUGCGAUGCUCUCCUCGCAGCGCGCGCCUCGCACGCCGUUCCCUUCCACGGCAGCAGACGCUCCUCGCGGGGUAGGAGGCCCCACAGGCCGUCGCGAGCUGCGCGAACUGCCGGGCACUGGGGACGGAAUCGAGGUUUCGCCCCACCGGAGCUUCUAUCUCAACGCCGCGACGGUGCGGGCUGCGGCGCAGGCCGACGCCGCUUUGCAUGCCGAGCGGACGGCGAGUCGUCAGAGCCGCGCAGCGAGUGUCUCCGCGGUCGGAGAGAGGCCUGUUGGAGCCCACCGGCGUCUGUCGCACUUCGCGGGGACUGCGGCCGGCCGCGCAGAGCCAGGGACGGGGCCCGGUGCCUCUCGGGAGCGCAGGGACAGCGCGGACGACGUAGACGAGCAUCCGCCACGCAGCGCGGAGAGGCGAGAGUCUUCUCUCCUGGCUAUCCUGUCCCACGAGUCCGAGACCGAGGGGGUGCACAGUGAGGUAGGAAGAGUUGGAUGCAGGACGGGAAACGCGACGAGCCGGACGUCCUCAGGACCGUCGCAGUCGCCUCCAGCUGCCUCGGCAGGAACCAGCGGGUCGGGAAGGCGCAUGCUCUGGUUUUGGGGCGGCAGACAGAGGAGCGCAGAGACGCAGGAAGAAGCCGCAAAGCCUUCAGCUUCACCUGCGUCGCGUGGAAGCGCAGGAGGCGUUGCGAGACUGCUGUUUGGCAGAAGUGAAGAAGCAAAGGACGAGGAAGCGAGUGGGCUCUUUGCGCCGGCGAGGAGAGAAGGCGCGACUCACGAGCGAGGGGGACUCCCAUUUCGAGGAAGUGGAAGGGACAGCACGGAGCUCGAGAGGUUGUUGGACUCGGAGAACGAGGCGGCACUUCGUCAGCGAGAGAUGCAGGAAACGCUUCAUCGCGAGGACCUCGAGGCCAUGCUCAAGAAUGUCCAGCAGGUGAAGAACUUCCUCGUGGUAAAACUGCGCGAGUGUGAGGCAGCUCUGCUGGCGACGGCAAAGGAGAGGAACGACCUCGAAGAGAGCCUUCGACAGCUGGGAAGCAGUUUGCAAGAGAAGGAAGUUCAGCGCGAAGAAGCCUUGCAAACUCUCCGGCGGGAAAAAGAGCACCAGCAGGUGGAGCUGGAGAGCCUGCGAGCCGACGUGGCGCGAAUCGAGGCGCGGCGGGAGGAACUCGAGGUCGAAGUUUCGCAGCUGCGCGGCGAGGGCACCCUGCUGCGCGCAGAAAUCCACGACCGGAUGGCUGCGAAUACGUUGACAACGGAGAAGCUCCAGGGGACGGUGAACCAGUUGAAAAGCGAGAAAAGGGUUCUCGUCCGGGAAAUCGUCUCUCUUCGACACUCUCUCGCGGAGUCGCGCCAAGAGCUGGCCAACGCUCUGGCCCGUCUCGAUGAACUCGAAGCCUUUGUCCCCCAACCGCCCUCUUCUCCAGCUGACCCUUCUCCCUCUGCCUCUGCGCUCUCUUCUUCUUCUUCUUUCGCGCGCAUCCUGAGGAGACGCGCUCGCCCGGCAAAGGCCCAGGCGCCGAGCGCGCCUCGAUGUGAACCUUCUUCGUCUCCAGCCGCGCUCGCUGAAAAAAAACCCAGACGCUCGACUUCGGCGGGGAGCGGACGGGGAAGUCCUCAGACCCCAGGGGAGGAAGAUCGGGGCUUUGAGUCAACGGACGAGCUCGCAACGGCUGCGACACGACUCGAGUCUCUCUCGGUCUGUAAGCGUCAGACUCCUUGUACAGACAGCGGGGAGAGCAGUUCAAGGGGCGCGUGUUCGAGGCGUCCUCGCUCGGCCUCCGACACAGCAAACUCGUCUUCCGCUCCCGCUUCUUUUGCGUUUCUCGAGCAACAGAGCGCGGCUGUCGGGCUUUCUCUGAUUCUCGCUUCGCCGCGACGGAACUCGGAUGCGGAGCACAGUGGAGAAAGCGAAUCUGCCGACGGCGCGCGGCGUUCUCAGGACUGCGGCGGCCGUGCGCAAGGCCCGCGUGCGUCUGUGGGGUCUUCGCCGUCAAGGGGCGAGAAGGCGACACGAGAACAGGGGGGAUGGAUCCGAACGGAGAACGUGGCGGGGCGGGUGGGAGGUGCCCUCGCUGCAGGCAUGUCGCGAGUGCUGCGACAGCUCGAGAACGUCUUAACAGUCGAAGAAACUUUGAUCGUCGACGCGUCGGGGGUCUACACCGAGGACGGAGUCUGCGUCGAGUCUCUGGAACACGCGUUUUCUCUGGGCAAAUCCGACCCUCAGGCGCCGGCGUCUCUCCGCCUUGCUGCGCCAGCCUCGGACCCGUUCAACCGCGGGAGGCGAGUCGCAGAGGCCGCGGAAAACGGAGGCUCUGCUCUUCCGUCUCACCGUAGUCCUUGCUGUGCUCCACCUGUUUCGCGUGGAAGGGAAGAUGUGCGCGGUGAGGGCUCCAGUUCCGCUCUCGGUGGGGACGCCGGGAAGGCUUCUGACGCCUUCUUGCGUUCUGUAGGCGUGGCCAGGCAGAAGGACGCGCACGAGAGGGAAUCACGCGAGGCUGGUCUCCCAGACAGAGACGCCCGCGACGGCCGCACUGGCGGAUCUGCGCCGCCACCGAGCAGCGAGCACGAACGCAUUCAAAAACCGUGGUCGGGGCGAGGCUACCAGUGGAAGCGAGAGGAUUCAACUUCUGAAACGCGUGCGGGAAACAACGGGUUUGGGGCGGGCGACCUCGUCGUCGUGCUCUCCGACAGUGAAGAAGCCGCCGAGGCUGCAACUCGCAAGUGUCUCCACGGAGACGGGACCGUUUUCACGCAGGCGUUGUGGCCCAAGAAAGAGAAGAGCUCAGAGGAGACGGUGGGAGGCAGCAUGCGCGACGCCGUUUGCUCGGUGUGGCAAGCUGCGCAAGAUGUCUUGGCCGAGAAAACGCACCAGCUGCUCCAACCUGGAUCGUCUCACUCGCCACAUCUCCACUUGGGGAGUUCCCCAGAGGCGCCGGAAGGAAGUCCAGAGUCGGCACCGGUUUCCAGCUCGAACUACGUAACCCCUCUGCCUGCUUCCAAGUCCACCUGCGCUUCGUCUGCGUCUUCUUCCGCUGCGUCUCCUUCUCUGUCGACCUUCCUUUUGAAGACGGUCAAAGGCGCGCCGCAAGGGCAUCUUCUCUCUCCAGCGUCGAAUGCGAAUUCGCCGUGGAAGGCGCUGUUGCAGAGACACCGAGAGGCUCGGCGCAUGCCUCUCUUUGGCAGCACUCCGUACCCUUCGACGGCGGGCGGAAGUGUGGGGAAGCCUGUCUCGGAGACUGUGGCGCGUGUGGGGAGGAGACAGGGCCCGAGUCGGGCGGAGGCAGAAAGGAAGCCUGCCUCGAAGACGGGAGGACGAGGGGCGAGGGGUAGUGCGCGAGGCGCAGAAGAGGUUGGCGAGAGCGUGAGACCGAGCGGCAGCGAAGAAGGCGACGGAGACAGAGCAGGGGACGGGAUCGACGCCCAGAGACGGAGCGAAAGCGAGGACGCUGGAAACGACGUGGUGGUACUGUCGCUGGGACAGGAAGACUCCGAACGCGAGAAAGAACGAGAACAACCAGGAGAGCCCACAGUCCUCGAAAGAGACCGCGACCAGGCUGACUUAUUGCAGGAGGACCUACGCUCAGGCAGCCGCGAUUCGUGUGAAGGCGAUGUCGAGACAGAGAGAGAUAGCAAAGGAGACGCUGCGAGCUGCGUGACUACACAAGGCAGGCUCGAAAAUGAAGAUGGAGAAGGAGCGACCGCGGAAAACGAAGAGCCCCCAGAGGAGGCGGAGAAGGUGGACCAAGAGGAGAGCGCAGCAAGUGGAGGCAAGAGGAGUGAAGAAGGGAGUCACGAAGAGCAACAGGAAGCGGGCGAGAAAGAGCAGGAAAUCAGGGAGAAAUCGACGGCAGAGGCGUGA
This is a messenger RNA of Neospora caninum, 4962 nucleotides long. RefSeq lists its product as hypothetical. The coding region runs from base 1 to 4962 and encodes 1653 amino acids. The transcript is spliced from 5 exons. The record is from RefSeq and is a predicted model, not a curated record. Lineage: Eukaryota; Apicomplexa; Conoidasida; Eucoccidiorida; Sarcocystidae.